AUGCUCCGGUUCGGCGGCAGGAUGUUUGGCUUCUCGGCCCUGCUCUCGCUUCUCCUCGCGGGGCUCGUGGCCGCGUCCUCGGAUCUGUUUGAUAACCAACUGGGCGACAUCAACUACUGCAAAAAGCAGUGCCAGAUCACCGUCAAAAACAAAAGCCCCGCUAAGGACUCCGUAAUGAACGCCUGUCACCGCGGCUGCCGCCUCUACUCCAUCUGCCAGUUCGUCAACGGAAACGCCGGCUUCAACACCAGCCGGGAGGAGUGCCAGGGAGCCUGCCAGGAGGCCUACAUGAAGCUGCUGGAGCAGGAGGCCUGCAGCACCGGCUGCUCCAGCCAGCCCUCGGAGCCCGAGAUCAAGCGGAGGAGGCUGAGGGCCAUGACCCUCCGCCCAAAGCAGCCCUCGGUGAUGGAGGCCGUCUCCAGCUGGUGCAACGACAUCGUGAGCUCCGCCCAGAGCUUCAUCUCCUCCACCUGGACCUUCUACCUGCAGGCCGACGACGGAAAGGUGGUGGUUUUCCAGUUUGUGUAA
Molecule: messenger RNA, 528 nt
Organism: Menidia menidia (Atlantic silverside)
Lineage: Eukaryota; Metazoa; Chordata; Actinopteri; Atheriniformes; Atherinopsidae
Source: the annotation of a GenBank genome assembly